Messenger RNA from Pelobates fuscus (common spadefoot toad), 1258 nucleotides. RefSeq names its product sperm tail PG-rich repeat containing 1 (gene STPG1). NCBI's taxonomy places the organism in Eukaryota, Metazoa, Chordata, Amphibia, Anura, Pelobatidae. The transcript has 9 exons. Gene Ontology annotation, biological process: epigenetic programing of male pronucleus. Gene Ontology annotation, cellular component: male pronucleus; germinal vesicle; female pronucleus. Gene Ontology annotation, molecular function: chromatin binding; histone binding. The coding region runs from base 141 to 1157 and encodes 338 amino acids. The record is from RefSeq and is a predicted model, not a curated record.
UGUGGUUGCUUAGCAACCAGUACACAAAAUAUCGCUGCCAUGUGGUUAUCAGGGUUCGUACACUAAAAGAAGAAAUGUACAUGAAAAUGACCAAGUAAUAAAAUACAAAAGAUUAUUUUAUUCAUAUUGGAAUUUGAGAUAUGAUGGAGGUCUACACAACAAAUUACUUCAAAAAAGAUUACAAUCUCCAUUCACUCAAGCAAAAGAAAGGAUUCAAGAUGUCUACCACCCCUGUUUCAAUCCCUUCAAAGUUCCAAACUGUGUUUAUUCCCGAAUCAGAAAGGAAAGGUUUCAAUUCGAGAGCACUAAGAUUUUCCUACAGCCUUAAUCAGAAUGAAAACCCAGGCCCUGGAUACUACAAUGUUGGGCACAAAUCUGCAGAGCUUAAUAGUGUAUCCUUAUCUAAGAAAGGGACAGGAGGCUUUCCGUCUAAGGCAUCUCGGAGUUCUCGUUUUAAGUCCCAACACACUCCAGCUCCUAACAUGUACCAAAUACAAAGUGCAUUGUUUUCCAAGAAAGACUUCAGCAUGAGCAACUCUAGCAUGUUUCAGCAGCCUAUUGCUAAUAAAGUGGAAGAUACGAAAAAUAAGACCCCUGCUCCAAAUCAGUAUGAUGCAUCUAUCACUUUCUCUCACCCAAGUAACAAUGUGUCAGCACGUGCUGCUUUUGUCUCAAAAACAAAACGGGAAAUCACAAACUUAAAUCAUCUGAAAGGACCUUCUCCUUGUCACUAUAAUGUAAAUGAUUCGCUAACAAAAGAAGCUCCAAAGGUGUUAAUAUCAUCCUUUAAAUCUAAUACAUAUAGAGGCAUUUUAAAUGUUACACAAAAUCCAGGACCUGCGAGCUAUGAUCCAUAUAGAGUGCCGGAAGUAGGAAAAAAAAUAAUCUUCCCGAGGAAACAUUACUUAUGUAUCUCUGCCCCAGCUAUACCAGCUCUCAAAUCACCUCCUGUUCCUGGUCCUGGGCAGUAUGAGAUUGUGGACUAUGAAGGUCCUUCCAAGCAUUACAUCUCCAGUUCAGUAUUUGUAUCUAACACAAGUCGAUGGACUGGGGAUAUUUCAGGAGAGAGUUUUCCUGGUCCAGGUGCUUAUCAUCCUGAAAUUCCAGGAAAACAGUCUUUUCUCUACAACAGUGCCAGGAAAUGGAUUCCAUCAUAAGGUUACAAGAAAUCUGGUAUCACUUCGUCAUACGCAAACAUAAUCUUAACUCUGCUCUUGGACUUCCUUGUUGCGAAAAAUUAAUUAGUCAGAAAUUACUA